GGUCGUUGGUGUUCCUGUCUUGAGGUGUAUUCUGUUGUGUGUAUAACUGUUUUUUUCAAAACAAAAACUCCUCAUAAAAAUUAUUAUUAAGGUAGAAACUAAAUAAUUUCCAACAUAAGAGCAUCAUUUAAGACUUUAAUUUUAGUUUUCGCUAUGAAAGGCAAAACUCUUAGCUCUCAAUCACAGGGCUUGGUACUAUCCUUGCUGAAUUAUUUUCAACAAGAAAAGGAUAAUGGAGGCCUCUAUUACCAUUGUUAGCUGUCCAAGAGGUUUGUAAUAGUUAGAAAUAUGGUCAUAUGAUUGACAAUUUAUUCUAUAUUAUUUUUCAGAGGGUGGCUCAGGCACUAAGUAUCAGUUUGUCCACUAUUACCAUAAUACAGCGCCGUUUAUCAUCUAAUGAUAAUGUCCUAAGAUCACCUGGAAAGAAGAGACCCAGAAAAAAGUCUAAGACAACAGAUUUAUCUGAUGCAGUCAGGCAUAAUAUACGAGAUACAGUGUAUCAAAUGUAUAGUGAAAGUAAUGAUAAUGAGCAGAAACAUGUCACAAUAGCAAAUUUGAAUAAAACGCUUAAAGAGAAAGAGCUUGCUUCUAUCAGCAAUAGCUCUUUACAAAGAGUGCUGCCCACCAUAGGCUUUAAAUAUAAAAAAGAUGCUUAUGCUAAAAUGAAUAGUGGAUGGCAUGACAUGAAAUAG
Acanthoscelides obtectus is the source of this 692-nucleotide messenger RNA. Lineage: Eukaryota; Metazoa; Arthropoda; Insecta; Coleoptera; Chrysomelidae. The record is from the annotation of a GenBank genome assembly.